Messenger RNA from Larimichthys crocea (large yellow croaker), 1943 nucleotides. Its product is annotated as zinc finger protein 706. The record is from RefSeq and is a predicted model, not a curated record. The transcript has 3 exons. NCBI's taxonomy places the organism in Eukaryota, Metazoa, Chordata, Actinopteri, Sciaenidae. Bases 224 to 454 code for a protein of 76 amino acids.
CAGAACAUUUCCCACCUCACCUAAGUGGUGUUUGUGAACACUGGAGUCAGGACGACACUUGAAGGCAGCACAGUUCAUCACUUGGGCAUGCGCAGUAGCGCUGUGAGGACAAAUAGCUAGAAGCGGUGGCAGGUCCGGAGGAGUGAACCUAGCGGUUCUUCAGUCUGAUUUUAGUGGCUAACUCCAGUAAGAUUAUUAUUUUUUUACUGGUAUCGCAUCAGAUAUGGCCCGUGGGCACCAGAAGAUCCAGUCCCAGCAGAAGAAUGCCAAAAAGCAGGCUGACAUCAAGAAGAGCAAAGGCCAUGACCAGAAAGCAGCAGCAAAGGCUGCUUUAGUAUACACAUGCACAGUGUGUCGGACUCAAAUGCCUGACCCGAAAACCUUUAAGCAGCACUUUGAAAGCAAGCAUCCAAAGUCCCCGUUGCCCCCGGAGUUGGUCGAUGUGGAGGCGUAACAGAUUCACCUUUCUUUCAGUAAGACAGUUGGAGCUGAUUCAGGACAGGCUUCUACAUUUUGCAAUAUUUCAGAUGAAAUAUCUUCAGUACAACUUUAAUUAUUCCUCAUGCUGCUUAAUUUGGUAAUUGAUAUAUGGGUGUUAUGUCAUGUAGCGAUGGUAUAUUCCAGCCUGCCUGCAUUCCAAUGAUCUUUUUUCCAGAGUGAAUUUUUUGCAAAACUAUAAUUGCUUGCCAGAAUUUGAUCUGGGACCAGUACUGAAGGUAGAUACACAGUUGACAGCUACCCUGUCUUGACUUGUGCUAAAAAUAUGUUCUGUCUUUUUUGUAUGCAAUAUUUCUAUCUGAUCAUUUCAAAAUGUUACACUCACAACACCAGCUUGUCCAUGAGCUCUACCAUCAUUACACCAUCUCAGGGCUCCCACUGUUUCAGGACAAACUUUGAAGUUAGAUGAAAACAUGAAUUGGCACUGGCUCUGCUGAACAAACUUGCAAUAUUAGUAUGAUGAUUGAAAGUCAUCUGCAUCCAAAUUCAGUGUUCUGUGAUGCAUUAUAUAUGUCAUAAUUAUAGUUUAUUCAGAGUGACUUUGGAGCUCAUAAUGCACUUGAUAGUCAUUCAAAACCACUAAUGUGUUUUUGAGUAGAUUCAGAUUUACUUCCAAUCUGCACUGAUUUUUUUUUCUCCUUUCCUGGAUAGUUUCUAAAAUUUAAGUCUGUGGUUUUUGUUGAUAUGAAGAAUAUAUUGAACACAUUGUGCUACACGGGUACUUAAAUUGUGCAUUGAAUACUCCCCUCAGAUUUUCAUGGAAGUGUCUAGUCCACAUCCACUGUGUAACUUUCCUGUGUGCAACAGAGUUGUAAAAGUUGGCCAGAGAGGGCACUGCAAGUCUACUCAUAGCAAAACCUUCCCUGACACAAUUUCUUUCCAUUCCUGACUGUGUAAAACAUUGAAACUAUCUUUGGCCCUGUUAGAAGUGAGUGAAGUAUGAUUAAGAUAAAAGUUUGCACUGGUCUAAUGAGCUACUCCUUCCCUCCCAGUUUGUCAUUGUAAAAAGUCGUACAUGGCAUAAUCGUGUGGAGCACUGUAAGAUUUAGUUCAUGUGUUUUGGAGUGGAGUCUGUCUCACACUGCCGUCUUAAUGGCAUAUGUGAAAAUGAUCCCAGUGCAGUCUCUGCUCUUUAGUGUUAUCCCGUCAUGAUGGUGCAAAGUAAUUCAUCUCUGAACUACAUUACACUGUAAUUUAGCCUCGGUUCUUAUUUUUUAUUAUUAUUAGUUUCUUUUCAUAGCAUGCUAACAGACAGAGAAUUAAUUUAUAGAAAUAAACAAAUUUCAAUACAUUUGGACCUUUUGGUCAUUAACCACUGACAUUGUAUCACUGUGCUAAAGUCUGGACUGACAACCAGCCAUGUUUUUACUUUUGUAAUAAUCAUAUCUUUGUCCACGUAAUGUUAUGUAUGCCCUUUUUAAUAAAGGUUACUUUUAUAUGAACCC